Molecule: messenger RNA, 2407 nt
Organism: Hyaena hyaena (striped hyena)
Lineage: Eukaryota; Metazoa; Chordata; Mammalia; Carnivora; Hyaenidae
Gene: ASAH2
Product: N-acylsphingosine amidohydrolase 2
Exons: 21
Coding region: 92-2407 (771 amino acids)
Biological process (GO): ceramide catabolic process; sphingosine biosynthetic process; long-chain fatty acid biosynthetic process
Cellular component (GO): extracellular region
Molecular function (GO): N-acylsphingosine amidohydrolase activity
Source: RefSeq, a predicted model, not a curated record
AGCAACGUGCAAGGGGAAAGGAACGAGAUUCUGGACUCUCAUUUGCUUUGCUGGGAUGCGGAAUUUCUUUUAAUUGGUUGAGUCAGGAGACAUGGCCAAACUCACCUUCUCCACAUUAGAGGCAUUCCUGAUUUUCCUCCUUGUGAUGAUGACUGCCGUGACCGUAGCCCUCCUCAGCCUCUUGUUUAUCACCAGUGGGACCAUUGAAAAUCAUAAAGAUUCAGGUUCUCCGGUCACCCAGAGCCCUCCGGCCACGCUGGGCUCCACAGCCACUCAAGGCUCGACGCUCACUCACAGCUCCACAGCCACCCAGACACCCCCAUUGACUAGCACCCCAGAGCCUCCUCUAUUUCAGAACUUCAGUGGCUACCAUAUUGGUGUUGGGCGAGCUGACUGCACAGGACAAGUGUCAGAUAUCAAUUUGAUGGGCUUCAGCAAAACGGGCCAGAAUGCACGGGGCAUCCUCACCAGGCUGUACAGUCGUGCUUUUGUCCUGGCAGAACCCGAUGGGUCAAAUCGAGUGGUGUUUGUCAGCAUCGACAUAGGCAUGGUAUCCCAACGACUCAGGCUAGAGGUCCUGAAAAGACUGCAGAAUAAAUAUGGCUCCCUGUACAGAAGAGACAACGUCAUCCUGAGUGGCAGUCACACACACUCCGGGCCAGGAGGGUAUUUCCAGUACACUGUAUUUGUAAUCGCCAGUGAAGGAUUUAGCAAUCGAACCUUUGAGUACAUGGUCACUGGCAUUGUGAAGAGCAUUGAGAUGGCACACCAAAAUAUGAAACCAGGCAAAAUCUUUAUCAACAAAGGAAAUGUGGAAGGUACACAGAUCAACCGAAGCCCCUCUUCUUACCUUCAGAAUCCUCCGUCAGAGCGAGCCAGGUAUUCUUCAAAUACUGACAAAGAAAUGGUCAUCCUAAAAAUGGUAGAUUUGAAUGGAGUUGACCUGGGCCUUAUCAGCUGGUUUGCCAUCCACCCAGUCAGCAUGAACAAUACCAAUCAUCUUGUCAAUAGUGACAACAUGGGCUAUGCAUCUUACCUUUUUGAGCAAGAGAAGAACAAAGGAUAUCUGCCUGGACAGGGACCAUAUGUGGCAGCCUUUGCUUCAUCAAACCUCGGAGAUGUGUCCCCCAAUAUUCUUGGCCCACACUGUGUCAACACAGGAGACUCCUGUGAUAAUGCCAACAGCUCUUGUCCCAUUGGUGGGUCUAGCAUGUGCGUCGCUUCAGGACCCGGACACGACAUGCUCAACAGCACGCAGAUUAUCGGAGGGAUCAUCUAUCAGAGAGCAAAGGAACUGUACGCCUCCGCCUCCCAGGAGGUCACCGGGCCACUGGCAGCGGCUCAUCAGUGGGUGAAUAUGUCCAACAUCACCGUCUGGCUCAACUCCACACACACGGCAAAAACGUGCAAACCGGCACUGGGCUACAGUUUCGCAGCUGGCACAAUCGACGGGUUUGGGAGCUUCAACUUCACUCAGGGGACAACAGUAGGGGAUCCAUUUUGGGACACUCUUCGAGAUCAGCUCCUGGGCAAGCCAUCUGAAGAAAUCAAAAACUGUCAUAAACCAAAGCCAAUCCUUCUUCACACUGGAGAGCUGACAAAACCGCAUCCGUGGCACCCAGAGAUUGUUGAUGUUCAGAUGAUCACUGUUGGGUCCUUGGCCAUAGUUGCCAUCCCUGGGGAGUUUACGACCAUGUCUGGACGAAGACUUCGAGAGGCAGUUCAAGCAGAAUUUGCAACCCAUGGGAUGCAGAAUAUGACUGCUGUUAUUUCAGGCCUGUGCAAUGUGUAUACACAUUAUAUUACCACCUUUGAAGAAUACCAGGCUCAGCGGUACGAGGCAGCCUCUACAAUUUAUGGACCACACACCCUGUCUGCUUACAUCCAGCUCUUCAGAGCCCUUGCUAAGGCCAUUGCUAUGGACACAGUAGCCAACCUGAGCAGUGGUCCAGAGCCUCCAUAUUUCAAACAACUGAUAGCCUCAUUAAUUCCCAAUAUUGUGGAUAGAGCACCACUUGGCAGAAAUUUUGGGGAUGUUCUGCAGCCCGUGAAAUCUACAUACAGAGUGGGAGAAGUUGCUGAAGUUACAUUUGUAGGUGCUAACCCGAAGAAUUCAGCAGAAAACCAGACCCAUCAGACCUUCCUCACUGUUGAGAAAUACGAGGCUGCAUCAGCAACAUGGCGGCUCGUGCAUAACGAUGCCUCCUGGGAGACACGUUUCUAUUGGCACAAGGGAUUACUGGGUCACAGCAAUGCGACGAUGCAAUGGCAUAUUCCGGAGAGUGCCCAGCCUGGGAUCUACAGGAUGAGAUACUUUGGACACAAUCGGAAGCAGGACUUUCUCAAGCCGGCCGUCAUACUUCCAUUUGAAGGCACUUCCUCUGCCUUUGAAGUUGUAACUAGUUAA